CCUUCUCCCUCAACUGUCUGUCUCCAACAAGAGAGCUUUUAAAGAAUCAAAGAACAGAGUUCAAAUUAUCUAUCCUCCACUUGUAUUGUAUUGUACCACUCCCACCCUACUUUCCCAGCUCUCAACCCGUCGGCCGCCCUUUCUCCUCUUGAGACCUCACUGUGUUCUUCUUAUCAGGACCUACCACACUUCAAUUGCCUUGCUCCUUUCAAGUCCUACAGCCCCGUUUUCACCUCAAUUUUUUUUGUUACAGGCACGAUUUUGCUGAAAACCAGAACCAAUCAAAGCUUAAAGAAACUCGUGUUACCCCCUCAAAUGGCUCAGGACACUGCUCCAAGUGCUGAUUCACCAAGGAAGCGGCAUGGCUUAUUGAGAGACCAGGUUCAGUUAGUUAAGAGAAAGGACUCCGAGCGCUACGAGAUUGUUGCCUUAGAAGAUCCUCUAUCAUUUGAGAAGGGUUUCUUUAUAACUAUUCGUGCGUGCCAGUUAUUAGCUCAGAAGAAUGAUGGAAUAAUAUUAGUUGGAGUAGCAGGUCCUUCUGGGGCUGGGAAAACUGUGUUUACAGAGAAGAUCCUAAAUUUUAUGCCUAGUAUUGCUGUCAUAAGCAUGGAUAACUACAAUGAUUCGAGCCGUAUUAUUGAUGGAAAUUUUGAUGAUCCACGCUUGACAGACUAUGAUACAUUGCUUGAGAAUAUCCAGGGUUUAAAAGCAGGGAGUCCUGUUCAAGUUCCUAUUUAUGAUUUUAAAUCCAGCUCUCGCAUAGGUUACAAGACUCUUGAGGUGCCAAGCUCCCGCAUCGUAAUUAUUGAAGGAAUAUAUGCCUUAAGUGAAAAAUUACGUCCUUUCCUGGAUCUCCGGGUUUCUGUUACUGGUGGGGUGCACAUUGAUCUUGUAAAACGUGUGCUAAGGGAUAUUCAACGUGCUGGACAAGAACCUGAAGAAAUAAUUCAUCAAAUUUCAGAAACGGUAUAUCCAAUGUACAAGGCAUUUAUUGAGCCAGAUCUACAAACAGCACAUAUAAAGAUCACUAAUAAGUUUAAUCCAUUUUCUGGAUUUCAGAAUCCUACCUAUGUCUUAAAGUCAACAAGGACUGUUACAGUGGAUCAGAUUAAGGCUGUUCUGUCUGAGGAACAUAAGGAAAGUAGAGAGGAAACUUAUGACAUAUAUCUUCUGCCACCUGGAGAAGAUCCUGAAGCAUGCCAAUCCUAUCUGAGAAUGAGGAACAGGGAUGGAAAAUACAGUCUCAUGUUUGAGGAAUGGGUUACAGAUAGUCCCUUCAUAAUUUCGCCGAGAAUUACAUUUGAAGUUAGUGUACGGCUGCUUGGUGGCUUGAUGGCUCUGGGUUACACAAUUGCAUCCAUCCUAAAAAGAAGCAGUCAUGUCUUCUCAGAUGACAAGGUUACUGUCAAAAUUGAUCGGUUGGAGCAGCUCAAUCGGCAAUACGUUCAGGUCCAAGGAAGAGAUCGGUUAUAUGUCAAAUAUACUGGUGAUCGACUCGGAUUGGAUGGUUCAUAUGUUCCUCGCACUUAUAUCGAACAAAUUCAGUUGGAAAAGCUCGUUAAUGAUGUUAUGGCAUUGCCAGCUGACCUGAAAACUAAGCUCAGCAUAGAUGAUGACUUAGUCUCAAGCCCUAAAGAAGCCCUAUCAAGAGCCUCUGCAGACAGGAGGAUGAAGUUUCUCAAUCGUGGGAUGUCGCACUCCUUCUCAACACAGCGUGAUAAGAAUCUCAGUAAGUUGACUAAACUUGCAGUUAAUAAUAGGAGAUAUGAUGGAAGAAUGCCUGAUUCACCUGCUGCACUUCCUAACCAGGGAAUGAUUAAUCAACUAUCGGAACAAAUUUCUACACUGAAUGAGAGAAUGGAUGAAUUUACAUCUCGAAUUGAAGAGCUUAACUCAAAAAUCUUUACGAGAAAAGUUUCUUCCAGUCAACAGAAUUUGGCUUUGCAGGCUGAAGCCUGCAAUGGCUCUGCACCUACAUCUUACUUUGUGGCAAGCUUAGGCAAUGGUUCAUUGACUGGACCUGUAUUACCCAAUUCCUCAUCAUCUCCUCAAUUGGCAAGGGAAUCUCUAUUGGAAGAGGUCUUACUCAUCUCGAGGUCACAAAGACAAAUCAUGCAUCAAAUAGACACACUCAGCACUAUAUUACGAGAAUGUAUGGGGGAACGGUCGCGCCAAGGGAGAGCAGAUAGGACUACCAGAUCACCUGCUGAGUCCAUUGGUGCUCCUCUACUUCUGACCUUGGCUAUUGGUGGCAUAGGUGUUUUGUUGUUCAGAACAUUCUCAUCACAACAUUGACCCUGUGCUAAUCCUCAUCCUGCAGCAAACUGGGAGAUCAUAUAUAGCAUAGAAUAAAUAGAAAUAGAGGAGAAUGUAUAUGUUGUGUCUUGAAAAAACCUCGUGCUUUGGUAGCUUAUCCUAUGUUGUUUAAGUGACAGAAAAAUGUAUGUAUAAAGCGAUAUAGUUAACCUCAGUUUGUAUGGAGAAAUACAGAACCUGGGGACUCGA
Coffea eugenioides is the source of this 2505-nucleotide messenger RNA. Its product is annotated as inorganic pyrophosphatase TTM1-like. Gene Ontology annotation, cellular component: cytoplasm. The transcript has 12 exons. The record is from RefSeq and is a predicted model, not a curated record. Bases 316 to 2295 code for a protein of 659 amino acids. Lineage: Eukaryota; Viridiplantae; Streptophyta; Magnoliopsida; Gentianales; Rubiaceae. Gene Ontology annotation, molecular function: ATP binding; kinase activity.